Messenger RNA from Paramacrobiotus metropolitanus, 4188 nucleotides. Its product is annotated as sodium/potassium-transporting ATPase subunit alpha-B-like. Lineage: Eukaryota; Metazoa; Tardigrada; Eutardigrada; Parachela; Macrobiotidae. Gene Ontology annotation, molecular function: ATP binding; P-type sodium:potassium-exchanging transporter activity; ATP hydrolysis activity. The record is from RefSeq and is a predicted model, not a curated record. Gene Ontology annotation, cellular component: membrane. The transcript has 20 exons. Bases 318 to 3926 code for a protein of 1202 amino acids. Gene Ontology annotation, biological process: intracellular potassium ion homeostasis; sodium ion export across plasma membrane; intracellular sodium ion homeostasis.
UCAGGCAAUGUGCACGUGAAUUCAGAAAUAAACUAAAUUGCCACCGCCGCCGCUCUAUGUGCAAUGAAAUCUUUUGCCGUCAAAUCGGAACAAUUCCCGACAUUUCCGUUACCGGCAAUUUAUCUCCGUUGGAAGAUCUGAUGUUAAAGUUUAUUCCCCUGCCCAGGCGUUUUGGGCGUCAACAAUCAGACAGAUAGAUUUACUGCUGCUGGCUGCUCCAACCUUUCGCAAGCUGAAGCACAGUGUUCUCCUCUUGCAAAUCGUCCCUGCAGUCCAGUCCAUCAGUGUCUGUCUUGCAGUGCUGACAAAUCACCACCAUGUCCAGCCUGAAUCAGCCACCCUUCGCCACUGACGAUAUCUCCGGUGUCCAGGACGGGCAGUCUCCCAUCCGGCCUCAGUCAGAUCCCAUUCCAAGUCCGCAGAAUCCCCAUCCAAUCUCGGCAUCAGUCGGUUGCCAGGUGGAAGAUGACGCUUUCCCCAUUCCAACCACAUCCACCCUGGACCGUGAUCCUCUUCCCUCUUCUUCGCUCCCACAUGCCCAUUUUCACGUGGAUGUCGAGGAGAAGCAGCCGACCGUCCAGCUGCACGGGAUCCUGCGCAAAACGCCCAGCAGUAAAUUCGGCAGUCAGUAUUCCGUGCGGGAUGGUGAGAUGGGCGCCAGUCAGCAGAGUCUGCACGCGUCGCAGCAGCUGUUUGCGGACAAAUCACGGGCGGCAUCGGUCUUGUCGGAGACGGCCAAGAAGCGCGCGGGCAGCCGCUUGGCACUCUUCCAUCUCGGCGGCAAAGACCACGAGGAGCAUGCGUACGCGCCGUCCGACGCGGGAUCGUCGUCCAUUCAUGACGUGAAGCACACUUCCUUUGGUCCACUAAUCCUCGAUCAUAGUGACACGGAAGAUUCUUGGUGGCGUCGAUGUCUCUCCAAGAAGAAAUCCGUGACGCGCUCGUUCACCGUGGAAGAACUGAAAAAGGAUUUAACUAUGACGGAGCACCUGACCCCGCUGGAUAAUCUGUACGCCCAGUUGGAUGUUAACCCGCAGACGGGUGUCUCGGAGGAAGAGGCCAGUGCACGGCUGCUGCGCGAUGGGAAAAACAUCCUAACUCCACCGAAGAAAGUGCCGGAAAUCGUUAAGCUGUUGGGUGAAUUUGUUGGUGGCUUCUCUCCGUUACUGGAAAUCGGGGCGCUUCUCUGUUUCAUCGCUUUCGGAAUCCAGGCGGGCACAUCACCGGACGAUUUCCCUUACGAUAACCUGUACCUGGCCAUUGUUCUCAUCGUUGUCGUCCUCAUCACCGGCGGAUUCCUGUAUGCUCAAAAAGCUAAAAGCGAGCGCAUUAUGGAGGGCUUCAAGAAGAUGCUACCACAGAGUGCGACGGUGUUGCGAAAUGGAAAAUUGAUCGAAAUUGCCGCGGAAAAUGUGGUGUUGGGCGAUAUUGUGGAAGUGCGCGCUGGUGAUCGCAUUCCGGCGGAUAUUCGCAUUCUCGAGUGUAAAACGCUGAAGGUCGAUAAUUCCUCUCUGACCGGCGAAUCGGAGCCGCAGUCGCGCAGUCCCGAGAGCUCAGAAGAUCCACUGGCCUCCAAGAAUCUCGUCUUCUACACGUGCAACGCCGUGGAGGGAUGGGGGCGGGGCAUCGUCGUCAAGCGCGGCGACAACACCGUGAUGGGCCGCAUCGCCAAACUGACCACCCGCCUGGACACCUCCGAGACGACUAUUGCUCGGGAGAUGCGCUACUUCGUCAUUCUCAUCUGCGUGCUGGCGCUGACCAUGGGUGUGCUGUGUAUUGCGGUGGCACUGGCGCUCGGCUACGGCGGUUUCUACGCGGUUAUUCUGGCUAUCGGACUGGUCGUCGCUAACGUGCCGGAAGGUAUCAUAAUCACCGUAACCGUAAUGCUGACGUUGACCGCCAAAAGAAUGGCCAAGAAAAACUGCCUAAUCAAAAAUCUGGAGGCCGUGGAAACACUGGGUGCCUGCUCGGUAAUCUGCUCCGAUAAAACCGGAACACUGACGCAGAAUCGCAUGACGGUGGCUCACGCCUGGGUGGAUGAUCUGGUUGCCACCAUCGACACUGCCAGCGAGGAUCUGACCGGUAAAGAGCUGCCGGACACUACAACAUGUAAAGCCUUGUUAAACGUGGCUAUUCUCUGCAAUCGCGCCACCUUCAAAGAUGACCAGCGCCACAAACCGGUGUACUCGCGCGACUGCAAAGGCGACGCCUCGGAGACUGCCAUCCUGAAAUUCACCGAGAUCCUCACCGGCGACACCAUGGCGGCGCGCCAGCAGCACAAGGCCGUCGCCGAGAUCCCCUUCAACUCCACUAUGAAAUUCCAGGUGUCCGUCCACGAGACGUUGGUCGAGGGGAAAAAGCGCUAUCUCCUCGUGAUGAAGGGUGCUCCGGAGCGGAUCUGGGACCGCUGCGCCACCAUCGGGGUCAACGGCGAGACCGAGGCAAAGAAUGCCUUCUGGACGGAAAAAUUCAACGAGGCGUAUUUGGAUUUGGGGUCACGCGGGGAGCGGGUCCUGGGAUUUUGCGAUUAUCUGCUUCCAGAGGAGGAAUUCCCCGCCGGGACGGUGUUCGACUGCGAGAACCCGAAUUUCCCGUUGGAAAACCUGCGGUUCUUGGGGUUAUUGUCGCUGGUGGAUCCCCCGCGGGCGGCUGUUCCGGAUGCGGUGGCCAAGUGUCGCAGUGCCGGUGUGCAGGUGAUCAUGGUCACCGGCGAUCAUCCGGUGACGGCCAAAGCCAUCGCUCGCAGUGUCGGGAUCAUCAGUGAGGGCACGGAGACCGUGGAGGAUGUGGCGCGCCGUCGGGGCAUUCCCGUGGCGGAAGUUGACCCGGCGGAGGUGCGGGCGGUGGUGGUCCAUGGGAGUGAGCUGCGGGAGAUGCGCGACGAGGAAGUGGACGCGGUGCUGAUGAACCACGCGGAGAUCGUGUUUGCCCGCACGUCGCCGCAUCAAAAACUGAUUAUUGUGGAAGCCUGUCAGCGGGCGGGGGCGGUAGUCGGCGUGACGGGCGACGGGGUGAACGAUUCGCCGGCGCUGAAGAAGGCCAAUAUCGGAAUUGCCAUGGGAAUCACUGGAAGCGACGUCAGUAAGCAGGCGGCGGAUAUCGUGCUCCUGGAUGACAACUUUGCGUCCAUUGUUAUUGGCAUCGAGGAAGGUCGGUUGAUUUUUGACAAUCUGAAGAAGACCAUCUGCUACACAAUGAUGUCCAAUAUACCGGAAAUUGCUCCCGUUGUGCUGUACUUUCUGGCCAGUGUGCCGCUCGGCCUGACCACCAUUCCCAUGCUGCUGGUUUGUCUUGGCACAGACAUGGUUCCGUCCAUUUCGAUGGCGCACGAAACCGCGGAAGCCGACAUUAUGAAGUUGCCGCCGCGAUCGGGAGAUGAGCGGCUGGUCAGCGCCCAGCUGAUGCACUGCUGCUACCUGCAGGCCGGGAUGAUCUGCGCCGUGGGUGCGUUCUUCACGUAUUUUGUUGUCUUCGGGGAAAUGGGCUUCCGGCCGUGGAUGCUGAUCAAUCUGCGCGAUGAUUGGGAGAAUGGCGCUAACAAUGAUCUGGCCGAUUCCUACGGGCAGGAAUGGACCUUCGCCCAGCGUAUGCUCCUUCAGAAGAAAGUGGACUCGGCUUUCUUUGCAUCCAUCGUGGUUUUCCAGUGGAUCGAUAUCAUCUGCCGCAAAGUGCGCCGCAAGUCUGUUUUGCAGAAAGGGAUGAGCAAUUGGUUCAUGGAUUUCGCCAUUCUGUUCGAAACCGUCGUGACCGUCUUCUGCAUCUACGUCCCCUACCUCAACUAUGCGCUCACCCUCGCACCGAUCAGGUUUGUCUGGUGGCUGCCGAUGCUGCCCUUUGCGCUGUUCUUCUUCGCCUUCGACGAGCUGCGUCGCUACGCUAUCCGCCACUUCCCGGACGGCUGGAUGGACCGCAACUUUUACAUGUGAUCACGUCCCGUUGCGCCUGCAGCCUGUAACCGUAUCAGACGGGUAUGGGACGUCACUGUUUCUCUUUUUGUUUCGAGUUUGUAAAUCGAUCACCGCCGAGUGUUUAUCGUUUACUGUAGUCUUUGAGUUUUAUUUUUUUCAGUAUUUUAUAAUAUAUUGUCAGUUCAAGUUGGAAAUGUGUCUGUAUAUGCGUUUUGAUCGUUUUAAAAUUAUAUUCUGAGCUCGCUUGCAUAGCGCCAAAAGUUUCACGAAGGAUUAAAGA